ACACACAGUUCUGUUCACCUGGGACUACAUUACCCAGCAUGCCCUUUGCGCUCUCACAUCUGCGUCCCAUGGCAUAGUGUGGUGAAAUGCGAAAGCUGAAGUUAGUGUAGCGGCGGUAGAAGUAGUAAAGGAACAUACAUGACAUCCCUGAAGAAAAGCGAUAGAGUUUAAAGUUAUGGUGAAGGAAGUUUUUACGGAAGGUGUGGCAAGUUGUAUAGGACGCAGUGACAGAAAGCAGGUACCCCUUAGAUGUGACACGUUGCACUGACAGAAGGUAGGACGGAAUGGAGUCAGUGUCUGCACCCCCUCACAUGGACAUGGAUCCCCAGAGCAGCUUUAGUGAGGGAGCCUGCUGCAAGGAAGACUCCCCGGACAGUGCUGACAGAGCGCCCCCUCGUGUAGACAGCUACUCCGAUAUGGACACCAGACCCCCCCUGACCCCAGAUACUGUGAUGGCCUUGGAUAUGGACCCACAGCCAGGCACACACUCCCCAGUAGAAGUUUUCCAUAUGCACCAACUCAUCAGUGACCUACCAACACUGGACUGCCAGCCAACAGAACUGGACCCCUCCUCCUCUACUGAUAGUCCUUUAAAUACCAGGGAUCAGGACUGCCAGGGAACUGCCAGUCUAUGCCCACCCUGCCCUCUGCAUAUAUCCAUAGGGAAAGGACAGGCACAGAUGGUGAGCCGGUCUUCUGAAUCCGACCUGCAAGCUUCUGCCAGUCGUGGACUGUUCUUGACAGAAGGUGACACUGGGCAGAUGAUUAGCCUUUUUCAGUAUGAAGGGGGCACUCUGGCAGAUGGGAGUACAGGAACGCCCUUAGCUACAUUAGAUGCCUUAACUAAAAAUGAGGAGCACUCAGGUAACAGUAUGUUAGCAUGGGAACGGGGAGAAACGCCUUCAUCCUCAUCCUCCUCUUCUGAGCUCAGCAGAGAAGACACUUUGACUAGUUUGGCCGAAUCAGAAAUUUCUGAGCAACAACGACCCCUGCAGGAAAAUGACCAGGAGCACAUUUUCUCAAAGGGAUUUUGUCUUCCUCAGACUCUGAUGCAGUUUCCUCGCUACCCAGAUGUGGCAAAAGUCUCAGGCCCUUGUGAACCAGAAGAUUUGCUGGGUGGGGUAAUUUUUGGGGCCAGUUAUCUUGGAUCUACACAACUGGAAUGUGAAAGGCACCAAAUAGCAAGUACCCAAAUGAAACAGGCGCGAGAAGCAGUGGACAGGGUGAAGGCACCAGAUGGAGAGUCUCAACCCAUGACUGAGGUGGAUGUUAUGGUUUCAACACAACACAUAAAAGUAUUAACUGCAAAUACACAGGAAGCCUUGAUGGACCAUCCGUUACAGACCAUUUCCUACACAGCUGACAUUGGUAAUAUUGUGGUUAUUAUGGCACACAGAAAAUUACCUCGUAGCUCAAACAAGCCUUCCUCCCAUAAAAAACCACAUAGGAUUAUAUGUCAUGUCUUUCAGUCUGUGGAUGCACAACUCAUUGCUCAAGCCAUUGGACAGGCCUUUGCGUCGGCAUACCACAAUUUUCUCCAUUCUAAAGGUGUACAACCUGAGCAAACUGAGAAAACACAGAUGACUGAACUGUACAAUGCAGAUCUUGCCCACUUUACCAAGCAAGACAACUGUAAAGAGGUUUUUAUUCAGAAACAACAAGGAGAAGUGCUGGGUGUGACUAUUGUGGAAUCAGGUUGGGGAUCUCUACUUCCUACCGUUGUGAUUGCAAACCUUAUGCAUGGAGGACCAGCAGAGCGCAGUGGAGAGCUGAGCAUUGGAGAUCAUGUAAUAUGUGUCAACGGCACAAGCUUAGUGGGGCUUCCCUUUUCUACAUGUCAGGGAGUAAUACGGGAGCUAAAAGGUCAGUCUGAAGUGACCCUGAGAAUUGUGCACUGUCCGCCAGUUGUCACUGCCAUUAUACAUAGGCCAAAUGCGUCCUACCAACUGGGCUUCUGUGUGGAAGAUGGAGUGAUUUGCAGCCUUGUCCGUGGAGGAAUUGCUGAAAAAGGAGGAAUCCGAGUUGGACAUCGAAUCAUUGAAAUAAAUGGACAAAGCGUGGUGGCCACAUCACAUGACAAAAUUAUCCGGACUCUGCUGGAUGCCACAGGGGAGGUCCACAUCAAAACCAUGCCAGCCUCUACAUACAGACUGCUGACCGGUCAGGAGACUCCAACUUAUCUCUGAAGAAUAGCUGAAGAACAGCCUACAAACAGGCCUAAUGGUCAAGAUCCAGCAAUAAUGUUCCUCUCUUGUCUAUGAUGUAAAACAGGGAUUGAUUUAUUUAAGUUUGAGGCUUGGCUGCAGUUUAAAGUAAAAUUGUAGUUUUGCUGAAAAAUAUCCCUUCUAUGUAAGUAUGCAAUGCAAUGAAUUAAGCAAUCUUUAUUGUAAAUCUUUGCAGAUCUAUGUUUUGUAAAUGUUGAGACCAUUGUUGUAAUAUUGUUUAUAAUAAAAAAAAAAAUGCACAACCACAA
Messenger RNA from Rana temporaria (common frog), 2473 nucleotides. RefSeq names its product amyloid beta precursor protein binding family A member 3 (gene APBA3). Gene Ontology annotation, biological process: chemical synaptic transmission. The transcript is spliced from 11 exons. Gene Ontology annotation, molecular function: protein binding; amyloid-beta binding. The coding region runs from base 285 to 2186 and encodes 633 amino acids. The record is from RefSeq and is a predicted model, not a curated record. Gene Ontology annotation, cellular component: dendritic spine; cytoplasm; plasma membrane. Lineage: Eukaryota; Metazoa; Chordata; Amphibia; Anura; Ranidae.